Sciurus carolinensis (gray squirrel) is the source of this 4512-nucleotide messenger RNA. Its product is annotated as lysosomal membrane ascorbate-dependent ferrireductase CYB561A3. Gene Ontology annotation, cellular component: lysosomal membrane. Gene Ontology annotation, molecular function: oxidoreductase activity. The record is from RefSeq and is a predicted model, not a curated record. NCBI's taxonomy places the organism in Eukaryota, Metazoa, Chordata, Mammalia, Rodentia, Sciuridae. The coding region runs from base 846 to 1574 and encodes 242 amino acids. The transcript has 8 exons.
CUUCCUCUCCCCGCUCUGCCGCAGCCCAGCAGCCAUGUUCGGGCCUUGGAUUUCUGGGCCUGCCAGGUCCUGGCCGUCCCAUUGUCGCCUUUCGCUGACCUGGGCUCCCACCCACGUCUCGUGAGACCUGGCUUAGGGUCCGAUCCUGGCGGGAAGCACUGCAUCGACCCGAACAUUUCGCUUCCCUCGAGAUGGGGUUGAAGGACCGGGCAGACGCGUUGCGACGCUCCGAAGCUCGACCCGGGCUUUGGGGUAGAAACACCCGAUGAGGAACUGGGUCGGGGAGCCAGCACCUGGGCGCGCAGGGAGUGGGCGGGCCCGGUGGCCCGGACUGCAUUUCCCAGGCGGCCUCGCGCACUACCGGAAGUGCUGCGAGCCUAUAAGAGCGCGAGGCGGUGCCGGGCGCUGGGCUGCCCGCUGACGGCGCGCCUUCUGGAGGGUCCGGCCUCGAGCUUCCAGGAGCCUGGGGAGUGGCGGCUCAGGUGUCUGGCAGAGAGGCGGGUCUCGGAGAUCCCGGCCCCGUUGCGUCCCACUGUGGUUAGGGGGUCUUGCUAACUUCUGGAGACUGACCUCAAACUUGCAGCCCUUCUGCCUCUGGAGUUGCUGGGAUUACAGGCAUAUGCCACCACACUAGGCUGGGUUUCAGGAUUCUCAAAGUCCCCCCAUCCAUCUGUGAAGGAAAAGCAACAAACUGACUCUCUGUCCCUUCAUCUGUUUGUGGUUAUGAGAACAAGUCCUGCAGAUGUUAAGUGUUUUGCUCAAGGUGCCCAGUUUGUAAGAAUCAGAGCCCAGGGCGUCCCCCUGUUGUCAGCCUACUUCUGGGUCCAAAGGAGUUCUUAAUCAGAAUGGCUUCAAGAUGGUUUUACCUGUCCUGCCUUGUGCUGGGAUCCCUGGGCUCAAUGUGCCUCCUCUUCGCUGUCUAUUGGAUGCAGUACUGGCGUGGUGGCUUUGCCUGGGAUGGCAGCAUACACAUGUUCAACUGGCACCCAGUGCUCAUGGUGUCUGGCAUGGUGGUGCUCUACGGAGCUGCAUCGCUGGUGUACCGCCUGCCUCAGUCCUGGGUAGGACCCAAGCUGCCCUGGAAGCUCCUCCAUGCGGCCCUGCACCUGAUGGCCUUCAUCCUCACUGUUGUGGGGCUGGUUGCCGUCUUUCAAUUUCACAGCCACUCAAACAUCGCCCACCUCUACUCCCUGCACAGCUGGCUGGGUAUCACCACCGUCAUCCUCUUCGCCUGCCAGUGGUUCCUGGGCUUUGCCGUCUUCCUCCUGCCCUGGGCAUCCCUGUGGCUGCGCAGCCUCCUGAAACCGAUCCAUGUCUUCUUUGGAGCCUCCAUCCUCUCUCUGUCUUUGGCAUCUGUCAUUUCUGGCAUUAAUGAGAAACUUUUCUUCAGUUUGAAAAAUGCCACCAAGCCAUAUGCCAGCCUGCCCAGCGAGGCUGUCUUUGCCAAUUGCAUUGGGCUGCUGGUGGUGGCCUUUGGGCUGCUGGUUCUCUAUGUCCUUCUGGCUUCAUCCUGGAAACGCCCAGAACCAGGGAUCCUAACUGACAGACAGCCCUUGUUGCAUGACGGGGAGUGAAGCAGGGUGUCCCAGGAACAAUCGGCGGUCGGUCUGUCCUUGCUUCAGAAGCUCUGCUCCACCUUGAGCUCCUGGCCGGUUUCAGUAACAGACUUUCUUCGGGAGCUGGGCCCAAACUUCUCCUUGCCUUGGUGUCAGGCCUGCUGUCUCCAGUCACUUACUGCCCAUUUGCUUUUCUUGGUGGCUUUGGCUUCUCAGCGUGGACUCCUCAGAGCCUCCAUUUGCACAAGACCUUCCUUACCCUAGCCACCCAUGCUGCGUCUGUUCAUUCUGCAGAAUUCCAGCUGAUUUCCCCUUUAAAUUGUUAGGGAUGCGGCAGAAAAUCACAACAGCUUGGGAAAACUGGGACUUAACCGUAGUCCACAGUGUGACCAGGAGGAAGGUCAGCUUUCCUUUUGAAGACAUGCAUUUCAGUUAGGCCACCCACCAGAGAGUGAACUUUGUGUGUUGUCACCCAUCUAGCCCUGACCGGGUGUGUAUCUGGGUGGAGGCAUGGUGGGUGUGAUUGAAGAAGGGGAGGGUGGAGCAGCAGCAUCUGUGUGCGGUGUUGACUGCUCUGUGAUAUUCUGUGUUGCGCUUUGACCAUAUGGCUCCACCUCUUCUAGCUGCUGCUUCAGCUGAGGCCUGGAUCCCGCCCUUUCCCUGUGACUUACAUGCCUGUCACCACUAGGCAGCCCCAUGAGCCCUGGUAACCUGCUGUUCCAAGAACAGACAAUCCGUCCCCAGAUGUCCUACAAGUGAUGAGCAGCAGAGGUUUCUGUGGCCUUGCUGGCAGGCGCAGCCUUUUCUCCUGGCAGGUCCUAGACCAGCAGGUCUUCCCACUCCAGCCCAUGAAACAGGCCAACACUGCGGAGCCUCGUGCCCAGCAGAGCCCUGCGAGCCAUUGCCACCUUUGGAAGAAUCUCCUGCUGAAUACUAGGGUGCUUCUGCCCCAGUGGCUGGCUCCCUGGCUAGGCCAGCUCCUGUGGCAUGCUGCAGUCUGAGCGUUGCGCUUCUCCCACCAGAAACUGGGUGGGGAGGGAGUCUUGCUCCUAACUGCUGGUAUGUGGCUCUUCUUGCCUUCUCCAAAUAAGCCUGCCAGGCCCCAGGCUCCAGACUGCUGUGCUCAGUAGAUAAGAGGGAUGAGGCUUAGGGUUUGCAGCCUGCACUCCCUGGCAGGUAGCCGCAGGCUGUUUACCCCAGCCUCCAUUGCCAGAUGUUGGCAAAUGGGUUGCGGCUGAACUUCCUGGUUGCAUGAAGCCUUCAGUGCUGCUGGGAUGACUGCCAGGCACCUUGGUUGACUUGUCCCCUGUCUCCAUGUGAGUGGGCUUUUUACUGUUUAUUGAAGCUUGAUUUUCAAUAAAUGUUUCUAAGAUUCAAAGGUGGUCAUCAUCUGUUCAGCCCACUGUAACAAAUACCAUGGAUUGAGUGGCUUCAGAAAACAUGUAUUAGGCUGGGUGUGGUGGCACAUGCCUGUAAUCCCAGUGGCUUGAGAGGCUGCGGCAGGAGGGUUGCGAGUUCAGAGCUAGCCUGGGCAUCUUAGCGAGGCCCUAAGCGACUCAGCAAGACCUUGUCUCUAAAUAUAAAAAAGGGGUGGGAGUGUGCUCAUUGGUUAGGCUCCCCAGGGUUCAAGCCCCAGUUCCAAAACAAACAAAAAACCAAGAAAACCAAAAGAACAACAACAAAAAAAACAUGUAUUAGGCUGGAAGUCUAAGACCAAGGCAUGAGGCUGUGGUGUCUGGUGAGGGCCCCUUCACAGAACUCCUCCCUGGGACCUCAGGCGGAGGGAACGUAAGUAGCUCUGGGGCCUCUGCUACCUGAAGGCACUACUCUCACUGAUGAGGGCUCCACCCUCACGACCUCCUCACCUUCCUAAGUACCCCCCUGGCGAUCCCAUCACACUGGGGGAGAGGAUUUCCACAUAUAGAUUUGGAGAGGACAAAGCAUAACAAAAGCUUUCUUUGCUGAAACGAUACUGCUCUUAAAUGAGCACUGGGGCCACCGUGCAAACCUUAGGACAGGACUGACCCUCAGACAGACCUGGGGAGGGCCAACCAAGGCGCCAAAAACCUGUACAACUGUGUGUCUUCCUGGAACUGCAUGUGAGCAUGUGCCUGUGGAUGUCCUAAACAGUGGCUUUUGGGCAUGGGCUCAUCUUACAAGGAAGGAAAUGUUUCCUAUUUUAUAAUCUAGAAAACAAGACUCAAAAAGGACAGAUGAUUGGCCUGAGGUCACCAGUCAGGAAAUGGCAGAAUUGGGCUCUACAGUCUGUUGCCAGCAUUCUUCCUGGCUGCUGGGCACACACCUGUGCAUGCUGACACCAGCCUAUGGUCAGGGACCUGGGACGCAGCUGGACAGGGACCCUGGGCAGAGAAGCUCAAGAACCAGAGGAGUCGAGUUUGGGUGAAGCAGGUGAUGGGCGUGAAGAGGCUCUUUUCCUAGUGUGAUCAGCUGAGACGUCUCGUGAUGGUGGAAUGGCUGACCCGGGAGGGGUAGGGGUCUGACGCCAGCCGUGACACUGACCCCAGAGAGCCAGUGCUCGGACUGCACCGGGGCCUCACCUUACUGGUUCACUUGAACCCUUUCGCAUCCCCACAAGACGGGCACUCUCUUCUGAUUUUACAGAUCCCAAGAGGCUAAGUGUAGGCCCAAGUUCAUGGAGCUGCUUUAAAGCAGAAUCAGAUCUCAAACAUGGAUAUUUGAGUCUAUGGCCGGUGCCGUCAGCCACUCUGCCGAGGACAUACCUACCAGGUGUGGCUAUGUGCACGUGGUAUUUCUGUCAGCACCAGUCAGCAGUCCCUCCUGCCACCUGGGGUCCAGGGGCCACCAGUGAUUGCUCUAGAAAGAACUAGGGCCUGGCAUGGCUACAGUUUCCAGUCUACAGCUGAGCUUUAGAGUACAGUGGUUUCUUUUUCUUCCAAUGUCCCAAAUGUCCGCCCAAUCCCUAAAGACUCAAUAA